UUCACCAAACAAUAUCCUAAGAAAGACUCUCCCACCUCAUCUCACGUUGUCUAAGCUUAAGGCUCACUAGUAUUUAUUAUUUAAGCUCGCUGUGGGCAAAUGGUGACACACACACAGAGUUAAGAAGAAGAUCAUGUGGAAGCUGAAGGUAGCAGAUGGUGGCAAGAACCCAUACAUAUUCAGCAUCAACAACUUCGUGGGAAGGCAGACAUGGGAGUAUGAUCCUGAUGCAGGUACUCCUGAGGAACGAGCUCAGGUUGAAGAAGCUCGUCAGGAUUUCUAUAACAACCGCUACGAGGUCAAGACCUGUGGCGACCGACUUUGGCGGUUUCAGGUUAUGAGGGAAAAUAACUUCAAACAAACAAUACCGAGUGUGAGAAGGGCCGCACAUCACCUAGCAGGAUUACAGACCAGUGAUGGCCAUUGGCCUGCUCAAAUUGCUGGUCCUCUGCUUUUCACGCCUCCCUUGAUCUUUUGUAUGUACAUAACAGGUCAUCUUGAUUCUGUAUUCCCAGAAGUGUACCGCAAAGAGAUUCUUCGUUACACAUACGUUCAUCAGUGUUGUCUACUUUUGUCAAUGUUGCCUCCAGAGAUUGUAGGGGAAAAGAUAGAGCCUGAAAGGUUAUUCGAUACUGUCAAUCUCCUAUUGUCACUUCAGAGUAAAAAGGGUGGUUUUGCAGUAUGGGAGCCAGCAGGAGCUCAGGAGUGGCUGGAACUACUCAAUCCCAUAGAAUUUUUUGAGGACAUUGUAAUUGAGCAUGAAUUGGUUGAGUGCACUGGAUCAGCAAUUGGAGCCUUAGUUUUGUUCAAGAAUCAUUAUCCAGAGCAUAGAAAGAAAGAGAUCGAGGAUUGCAUUGCUAAUGCAGUUCGUUACUUUGAAGAUAUACAAACAGCAGAUGGUUCUUGGUAUGGAAAUGCAGGAAUUUGCUUCAUUUAUGGUACUUGGUUUGCACUUGGUGGUCUAGAAGCAGCUGGCAAAACUUAUGCCAAUUGUGCUGCCAUUCGCAAAGGUGUUAAAUUUCUACUCACGACACAAUCAAAGGAUGGUGGGUGGGGAGAGAGUUAUCUAUCAUGCCCAAAAAAGAUAUAUGUACCUCUUGAAGGAAACCGAUCAAAUGUUGUACAGACAGCAUGGGCUCUUAUGGGUUUGAUUCAUGCUGGCCAGGCGGAGAGAGACCCUACUCCACUUCACCGUGCUGCAAAAUUGCUCAUCAAUUCUCAGCUUGAAGAUGGUGAUUGGCCCCAACAGGAUAUUACUGGUGUGUACGUGAAAAAUUGCACGCUGCAUUACCCAAUGUACAGAAAUAAUUUUACAACGAUGGCCCUAGCUGAAUAUCGUCGACGGGUUCCAUUACCUUCCACUGCUGUUUAACUUGUAAAGAUAGCUGUGAGCACAAAAAGGCACAGCCACAUCAAUAGAUCAUGCAAAUAAAAUAAUCAAACAAGUUUUGACCUUGUACAAUUGUACUCUUAUUACUAUAGUAUGUAUUUAGUGUCGGUUUGUUGCCUGUUAAAUUUUUUAUUAAGUUGUUUUUAUUUCCAUAACACACUUUUUUAUCUUAUUGUUUUGCUUGAGGUAUAAAAUUGUGUUGUUCCUGCUUUACUACUUCUUUUAAUAAAAAGCGAGAAGUUUCUACUUCUUUCCUUAACA
Molecule: messenger RNA, 1651 nt
Organism: Lotus japonicus
Lineage: Eukaryota; Viridiplantae; Streptophyta; Magnoliopsida; Fabales; Fabaceae
Product: beta-amyrin synthase-like
Exons: 9
Coding region: 134-1372 (412 amino acids)
Biological process (GO): triterpenoid biosynthetic process
Cellular component (GO): lipid droplet
Molecular function (GO): beta-amyrin synthase activity
Source: RefSeq, a predicted model, not a curated record